AAUGGCUUCUUCCCUUCCUGCAAGUCCAGGGGCAGUUUCGUAAAAAUCUAAAACAACGAGGACUAUUUAGAUCAUUUGCUCCAUGGGCGAUGCAACCCCUCCGGAAGAAUUCCAAACGUAUGUAAGCUGCGGUUCUCCCCCCAAUUUCUCUCUCGCGCGCUUCUCAACAUUCUCAAAACCAGAUCUCUCUCUCUCCUUUUGAAGAUCGAUCUAGAAAACAAAGAUCGAAAUCGUUGAAAUUAUCCGCCAUUUCAGGUCGGUGGAUGGUUUCUUCAUAUUUUCGAAGCUGAAAGUCGCGAAGAAGAAAAAGAUCUCUCCUUUCAUUUUUCUCUAGAGAUCGAAAUCACGUUGAUUUUGACGAUAUAUAGAAACGAACGCGUUCAAAUCUUUUCAAGCUUCCCUCUUGGAAUUCGAGAUCAGAGACUUCUGUUAUCUUUCUUUUCGUAUUACAUUGUAAAAGAUCUCUGUAGUUUUUUUUGUAUCUGUUGAACGAUAAGAAGAUUGGAACCAUUUUCGUUUCUCGAUCUUUAGCUUCUUUUCUCAAGAGAUCGGCGAAUAUUUGCAAGUUUGAUGAUCGGUACGGAAAUGAAGAUCGUAAUUCUCAAUUUGUAGAAUCUAGCGAGUUUUGGAUUCCUUUUCAAUGAAAUGUAGCUGGGAGAGCUUUUGUCACCAUUCUUUAGCUGGUUUUUGUUGAACUUCUGUCUGGAGCUGAUGGGAUUUGGAAGGGAUCUUCUGCCUCUGGAUAAAUCGGCCAGAGUCGGGUAAAGAUGUUACAGUAUUAGGAAGGAGAUGAUAGAGGGAGAUUUUGGGGUGGAAAGGGGUGAAGAAAUCGGGGCGAACACAGUUCAAAACGAAAGCCACAAACCAGUCCUUCGGAGGGAGCCUUCUUUCUCAGGUUGGUGCGAUGAAGAUAGGAUUGAACGUUUCGAUUGUCCUUCAAACAAUGUCGAUAUCAUCAUAGGGGAUUGCAAUUUUGAAUUGCCUUUGGUUCAAGGAGACAGGUCGGUGGACGGGUUUUUAGGUCGGGAGAUACAGGGAGUGAGUACAUUUCGGCAGAGAGGCAUGCUUUUGAACGGGUCUCACAACAUGGAGGAAGUCUCUGUUUACAUCGAAGGGAGCGAAGAUGGAAAGAAGUAUGUCCCGUUUGAUGUUGAGAACAAGUCUGGUGGAGAGCAGGAGUUUUCAGACUUCAACUCAGAUGGAACGGAUUCGGCUAUAAAGCUUGACACAUCAGAGGCUUCUCAGAGCAACAUUUCUAUUUCCACGGUGCUCAGGACAUUGUUUUUUGUACUAGUAUGGUACAUUACCAGCACAUGUUUGACAUUGUAUAACAAAACACUAUUGGGUGAUAAGUUGGGAAAUUUCCCAGCUCCCAUGUUGAUGAAUACCAUACACUUCACAAUGCAAGCUGUUUUGUCGAAGGCUAUUAUACGGUUCUGUUGUCAAAGUUUGCAACCUAGUGUAGAGAUAUCAUGGAGUGAUUACUUUAUGAGAGUUGUACCAACGGCUAUUGGGACUGCCCUGGAUAUAAAUCUGAGCAAUGCGUCCCUUGUUUUCAUAUCCGUGACAUUUGCCACCAUGUGUAAAUCCGCCUCUCCAAUAUUUCUUCUUCUGUUUGCUUUUGCAUUCAAGUUGGAAAGUCCAAGUAUCAAGCUUGUAGGAAUCAUAUUAAUAAUCUCCACUGGAAUUUUAUUUACUGUUGCAAAGGAGACAGAAUUUGAGUUCUGGGGCUUUUUGUUCGUUAUGCUAGCUGCUGUCAUGGCAGGGUUUCGUUGGUCCAUGACUCAGAUUCUUUUGCAGAAAGAAGCAUUUGGUUUGAAGCAUCCCCUUACUUUCAUGAGCUGCGUUGCCCCUGUGAUGGCUGUGGUGACUGCUUUAUCAUCUCUUGUAAUGGAUCCCUGGCUUGAUUUAAAAAGUAAUGAUUACUUUAAUAACUCAUGGAACAUUGCUCGAAGCUGCAUGCUAAUGUUCAUUGGAGGAUCACUGGCAUUUUUAAUGGUUUUAACUGAAUACAUUCUUGUUUCAGAAACCAGUGCCGUGACAGUAACAAUAGCUGGUGUUGUCAAGGAAGCUGUCACUAUUUUGGUUGCAGUGUUUUACUUUCAUGAUGAGUUUACCUUGAUGAAGGGGAUUGGACUCAUCACAAUAAUGGUUGGUGUUAGUUUGUUCAACUGGUACAAAUAUCAAAAACUACAGAAAGGCCAGCUAAGUGAAAAUGCCGAAGAAACAGGGUCUCCGACUGUCAAUGGAGCUGCAAAGUAUGUUAUCCUUGAGAGCAUGGAUGACCAGGAUGAUGAAGUUUGAGAGCACCCAGGAUUGCAUCAUGUUAACCAUACGACUAAUCGUUGAAGAAAAUUUUGUGCUUUCCAGCUCGGGGAGGAUCGUUGGCUAUAUAUGAGUUUCUUCAUGGAGCAUAGUCAGUGCAGCUGCAAGGGCAGCCCGUGACUAGUAUUUCUAACCCAGCAACAUGCACUCCUUCCAACGCUGUUGCAUGCGCUUCUAUUGAUAUCUGGCAAGGCCAUUUUUCUCUUGCACAAGCUUGUCUAUACUUGCAAUCCUCAGUGAGACUGUUGGUGAUGGGCAAGGAAAGUUUGCAGGAUCAAAGAAGCGAACCUACUGAUUCAACACAUCUGCAUGAUUCUGUGCAAGAGCCUAUUCAUGGUGAAGUUAUUUCUCGAGGCGCUUCGAUGAUGGAUGACUAUUGAUACAAAUUAGAUCCAAUUUAUUCUCCCGUUAGUUCAUUUUACAGACUAUUAUCUUUAUUUUUUCAUGCUGGUUGGUGGACAAAAAUAUUCUUGAGCAUGUACAGGAGGUCCACUAGCAAGCUGUAAUAGAUUGGAGAGUGUUCUUUCUUCCAUGAGUACAAAUGCCGCUCUUGAGUGAGAUAGCGCUGGCUUUGGCAUGGGAGCCAUUGAAAUUUUCUGUAAUAAUGAAGGCAGAUUUGACUGAAUGCUUAUUCAAUGAAAAUGAAAUUGGCCAUAUAAGUAUGUACUACUUCCCUUC
Molecule: messenger RNA, 3003 nt
Organism: Magnolia sinica
Lineage: Eukaryota; Viridiplantae; Streptophyta; Magnoliopsida; Magnoliales; Magnoliaceae
Product: probable sugar phosphate/phosphate translocator At1g06470
Exons: 12
Coding region: 790-2304 (504 amino acids)
Biological process (GO): UDP-glucose transmembrane transport
Cellular component (GO): endoplasmic reticulum-Golgi intermediate compartment; Golgi apparatus; cis-Golgi network
Molecular function (GO): antiporter activity
Source: RefSeq, a predicted model, not a curated record